CGAUGACGUGAACAGAUGGUAAUUGGUGUGGAGGCGGGCGUGGAGUGCGACCUCUGCGGACCUACCUGUGUCCCACGCCCCUCUGGCUCCACCGCCACCCAGACUCCUGCAUCCCCUACCCCUGCGUCGCUCAGCCCCACCACGCCCGCGACCCCAGAGUGUGAGGAGAGCGAGCCCACCUCGACUCUUUGGGAGGCUGAUGAGGACGUUGCGGAUUCAGAACACGCCUCCUUCACGCCCCAGCACCGCCCACUCUACCAGAAAAUCGUAGUCCCCGAGGAAGAGGAGGAGGAGGAGGAGGUCGUGGCGGGGGUCGGGGAAGAAGACAUGGCGGUGUCGAGCGACCACGCGCUCUACGCCCCCAAGCCCACGUACGACCAGCUCGACCAGUAUAGGCCCCCGUCGAAGCGCUCCGGCGAUGAGAAGUUGCGACGCACGGGAUUGGCCACCAUCUCCCCGCAGAAGGGCGGGAGCAGUGACAGUGACGAUGAGAGAGAGCUUCCCAUACCACGCUCUCCCCAGACACGGCUACGGCAGCUCACCAAGAGAAGUCAUUCCGACCCAGAGGUGAUACCCCUGUCCCCGCCCCCGUCACUCUACACGGAGGAGGAGGAAGAGGAGGUACUCCGUCCCAGGAAGGAGCACGUGGUGGAGCAGGAGCCGGUCCUACCAUCCACGCCAGAAUCGGGCUCCUCCAACUCGUCAGCCAACCCCUUCCGAAGCAUCAGCGAGAAGGCGAGUCUCGGCAGCAAGGACGACGCCGGUACAGGGACGUCGGUCGCAGCGGAGGACGAAGUCGACUCCCAGCAGGAAGAAGGGCAGUGCACGGGCGGAGUGUUCCCCUCGCUCCCCGACAACUACCUUCGCUCCAUAGGCCUAGCAAGGGACGACCAUUCGCCCACCGAGAAUCUCUCCGCGCAGGAAAUCGAAGGGAAGUUCAAGCAGCUGUCCCUGGCCUUCAACACCGACCGCCUCACCCUGCGCCAGCGCCUGGACGUGCAGCAGCGGCAGAGGGACACCGCAGAGAACAAUUUCGAGACGGAAAUCAACCUGCUUCGCAGUGCGGUGCUGGCCCUCCACGCGGACUGCCUCGACUCGGAGCUGGUGGACAACGUCACGCAGGUCCGUCGCCAGCUGGAUGUCCUCAUAACCACCUCGACCAGACUCGUCUCUGCCUCUGAGGUAAAAUGUUUGAUUUAUUUAUAUUUUUUGUUAUUCUUUUUUCUCUCAUUCCUCUUAAAGAUCCAAAUAUUUGUUUCUUUAUUUUCUCCCCUGACGCCAAAUUCAGCCUAUCGUCCAUCUUCAUUUAUUGUAAGCACUCUGACCCCUUUUCUGAUGCCCCAAGUCGCUAACCCUUCACCUGUCUCCCCCUUCUGUCACCUGCCUCGUGUGUCUCAGCCUCCACCUUCACCUGUGUCCUUCACCUUCACCUGCCACUUUUAAUGCCAGUGUGUUUUAUGCGUCGUCGUCUUUGUUUCGUGUCCUUGUCUCCCCUG
Molecule: messenger RNA, 1496 nt
Organism: Penaeus vannamei (Pacific white shrimp)
Lineage: Eukaryota; Metazoa; Arthropoda; Malacostraca; Decapoda; Penaeidae
Source: RefSeq, a predicted model, not a curated record